Molecule: messenger RNA, 306 nt
Organism: Ambispora gerdemannii
Lineage: Eukaryota; Fungi; Glomeromycota; Glomeromycetes; Archaeosporales; Ambisporaceae
Source: the annotation of a GenBank genome assembly
AUGCAACUUAUCACAUGCUGGAUUGGUUGCGUUACGUAUGUUAGAAUGUCAUUAUCACUUGACAUCAACAUGAUUUUUAUCGACGAAGUUGAUAUGGAUAUUAGUAACAAUGAGCUUGACGACACACUUGAUUGUAUUUUAGACGUGACAGAUGGUGUUGAUCAAGAAUGGAAAACAGUGGAGGAUGAUAAUAUAGUACAGAAUGGAUCACUGGAGAUAGAGAAAACUAAAACCUAUUAUUUUCUAAUCAAAGAAUAUACAAAAUGGAUCAAAAAUCUUGAAAAAGCAGGACUUUGCUACAUUUGA